Molecule: messenger RNA, 1926 nt
Organism: Torulaspora globosa
Lineage: Eukaryota; Fungi; Ascomycota; Saccharomycetes; Saccharomycetales; Saccharomycetaceae
Gene: PTR3
Product: Ptr3p
Exons: 1
Coding region: 1-1926 (641 amino acids)
Molecular function (GO): protein binding
Source: RefSeq, a predicted model, not a curated record
AUGAAUGUACUGAAUGUACUGAAAGAGUUGGAGCAAAAUUUAUUCCUACCGAAGACGCUUGAGUCGUGUCAGCUUAACGAGUUUUCGCGAGAAUAUGUUUGCAAAGUGCGAUACGGCAUAGUCGAUGAUUGCUCAGUGUUGUCGUGUGGCUGCUGCCUUUCAAAUGCCCUUUACAAUGAUAUGAUUUUACGAACGGGACAGGAUCAAGUACGAUGCCCUACGUGUGAUUGCAGAGACGCUACAAUUAUUGGACCUGUUAAACAGCUGAGAAAGCUGUACCAGCAAAUACAGAAUGCGUACAGGAAGCUCGAACAGAAUGAUUACGGAGUUGAAUCAGAGCUAGAGAGUGCAACGGAUGAGGAUUCCGCCAAAGGUGUUACAGGCGAAGAGAACUCGCAGAAAGGCACUCUGGGACAAGGAAACCAGAAAAGCUUGUUGGCUUUAUUUCAUAUGGUUGCCUCCAAAUUGGGAAGCCAGCCGGGGCUUCCUAUGAAUGUGACCGAUUCUACGCGGGGUCGACGGCGAAGCGGUCAGCGAGAUGGCAACGAGUGCGGCUUGGAGAAUGAUCUGGAAGAGAUGCGAGUUUUGGAUAAUGCUUCUAAUACGGGUACGAUACCGAUAUCGCAAAAUUCAAUUAGUGCAUCUGUAAAGAACAACUUUGAAGCUCUGACACGACCUAUCAGCUCUGAUGAAGAGAAAGAGUACUAUUUUGCACAAUGUUUCCCCAUAUAUCGAAAAAGGUCGCAGUUCAGCACGCAUGCGAAAUUUCUAAGAACCAAAUCAAAAUUAUUCAUUAGCAUGGCGAUAUCGCCCGAUUGCACUAAGUUCGUGCUCAUCACGGAGCAUAAGUGGGAAGUAUAUUCCAUAUUGCCCGAUAAAAGUCCCGUCCUAUUGUUCUGUGGUAAAUCUACCGGGGAAUAUGGGCCAGAUUUCGAUCAUCUGGCCUACCCAACUGACAUGUCAGUAUUACUGGUCAAGGGAAAUAACCCUUUACAAAAGGAUCUCUGGGAUCACUUGCAUUGCAAACUUUCAAACGAUUAUCUAAUCAUCUCAGGCUCGAAGAACAGGUUCCGUGUCUUCGAUCUCAACCAGCAGGGUCUCCCGAUACACAGCUACGGUUCCAGUUUCCCAAUCCGGUGCAUUGACAUCAAUCCGAACUCAAAUAUGAUUGCAUGCGGGAUAACAGGCCGUGAUAGAAACACGGGCGCUGAGCAGGCGCUGAUCGUUUUUCAUAAGAUCGAGCGAAACAAGGUCACAUCAGAACCGGAGUUUUUAUCACCUAGUACAAUUACUUUACCGUACAGGGAUCCCAUAAAAACUCUUCAGUUCUCGGACGAUGGUCUAUACUUGUCAUGCUCCACAGCUUUCGAGUCGCGUUUCUUAAUAAUAUCAUUGAGGAAGUUCAAUGAACCGAGACUAAUAAUGAAAAGCUUAAGAUCCAUUGACAGCUCACUUGAAUCAGAAGGUAUAACAGACGUUAAACUAUUUCCAGGAAAUCCUAGCUUGAUGUGCGUGACUUCUGCCGCUUUCAAUGCUCCUCCAAUUGUGGUCAACACCAAGAUUCAAGAUAUCGAUGGGGUGCAAAGAGUUGCCCAGCCGACAAUGCUUAUAAGGCUGGACGAAUUGGGAUCAAAAAUACACAAAUGCGAGAUAUCGCCGCGUAACGACUCAAUAGCGUUUUUAAACCGGAAUGGCUCGGUUUACAUUAUGUUCUCGCCAACGAUGAUGGAUAGUGAAAAGAGAAGAAUAGUUCUGGUGGACAUGGUCGCCGAUGCUUAUCGAGCACACGAGUCAGCUGCAUUAAAAUUCAGUGCGGAUGGGCAUAAGUUAUAUAUCUUGGAUCGAAAGGGAAUUUUGUACGUGGAAGAUUUCUCCUACGGAUUGCCACAGGAGCAUGAGGUCACCAAAUGCAAGCAAAUAACCUAA